AUGAAUAAGUGGCUAAACGUAUUACCUACACCAUUUACUUCUCGGUUUUUGACCCCUCAUUAUAGGCGAUCUUUACCACUUUGUCAGAACUUUCUUUCAAAGAAACCGUUAACUCAUAAUCAAGUCAGAUUUUUCAAAAUGAGCGAUCUUGAUAAUUUACCUCCAGUCGACCCAAAAACUGGUGAGGUUAUCAUCAACCCAGUAAAGGAAGAUGGCUCUCCAAAGUCUCCCAAGGAAAUCGAAAAGGAGAAGAAGAAAGCCGAAAAACUGCUAAAAUUUGCUGCCAAGCAGGCUAAGAAGAAAGCUGCCUCUACCACUGGUGCUCCUCAAAAGAAGCCUAAGAAGAAGAAGGAAGUUGAGCCAAUCCCAGAAUUUGUCGACAAGACUGUACCAGGUGAGAAAAAAGUUUUAGUUUCCUUGGAUGAUCCAGCUUUAAAAGCCUAUAACCCAGCCAAUGUUGAAAGUUCUUGGUACGACUGGUGGGUAAAAACAGGCGUUUUUGAACCUGAGUUCACCGCCGAUGGUAAGGUCAAACCAGAAGGUGUAUUCUGUAUUCCCGCUCCCCCACCAAAUGUUACCGGUGCUUUACAUAUCGGACAUGCUUUAACUAUCGCCAUUCAAGAUUCUUUGAUCAGAUACAACAGGAUGAAAGGUAAGACUGUUCUGUUUUUGCCAGGUUUCGACCAUGCUGGUAUUGCUACUCAAUCGGUUGUUGAAAAACAAAUGUGGGCCAACGAAAAGAAGACUAGACACGAUUAUGGUAGAGAAGCCUUUGUUGGAAAGGUCUGGGAAUGGAAAGAUGAGUACCACAACAGAAUUAAGAAUCAAAUUCAAAGGUUGGGAGCCUCUUAUGACUGGAGCCGCGAAGCUUUCACUUUGAGUCCAGAAUUGACUAAAUCCGUUGAAGAGGCUUUUGUUAGAUUACACGAUGAAGGUGUUAUUUAUCGUGCUUCCAGAUUGGUUAAUUGGUCCGUUAAAUUGAAUACCGCCAUCUCUAACUUAGAAGUUGAAAACAAAGAUGUUAAAUGCAGAACUUUACUAUCUGUCCCAGGCUAUGAUGAAAAGGUCGAAUUUGGUGUUCUAACCUCGUUCGCUUACCCAGUUGUUGAUUCUGAUGAGAAAUUAAUUAUUGCUACUACUAGACCUGAAACUCUAUUCGGUGAUACUGCCGUUGCAGUUCAUCCCGAUGAUGAUCGUUACAAGCAUUUACACGGUAAGUUUAUUCAACAUCCAUUCUUGCCAAGAAAAUUACCAAUCAUCACUGAUAAAGAAGCCGUUGAUAUGGAAUUCGGUACUGGUGCCGUUAAGAUUACACCAGCUCAUGACCAAAACGAUUACAAUACCGGGAAACGUCAUAACCUAGAAUUCAUCAACAUUUUUACCGACGAUGGUUUGCUAAAUGAAGAGUGUGGUCCAGAAUGGGAAGGCAUGAAGAGAUUCGAUGCAAGGAAGGCGGUUAUUGAACAAUUAAAGGAAAAGAACUUAUAUGUUGGCCAAGAAGACAACGAAAUGACCAUUCCAACUUGUUCCAGAUCAGGUGAUAUCAUCGAACCUUUAUUAAAACCUCAAUGGUGGGUUUCCCAAGGUGAAAUGGCCAAGGAAGCCAUCAAGGUUGUGAAAGAUGGCCAAAUCACUAUCACCCCUAAAUCUUCUGAAGCCGAAUACUUCCAUUGGUUAGGCAACAUUCAAGAUUGGUGUAUUUCCAGACAACUAUGGUGGGGUCACCGUUGUCCAGUUUAUUUCAUCAACAUUGAAGGUGAGGAACACGAAGGAAUUGACGGUAACUAUUGGGUUGCCGGUAAGACCUUGGAGGAGGCUGAGAAAAAGGCUACUGCCAAAUUCCCUAAUGCCAAGUUCACUUUGGAACAAGAUGAAGAUGUUUUAGACACCUGGUUCUCAUCCGGUUUAUGGCCAUUCUCCACUUUGGGCUGGCCAGAAAAGACCAUGGACAUGGAGACUUUCUACCCAUUUUCUAUGUUAGAAACCGGUUGGGACAUCCUGUUCUUUUGGGUUUCUAGAAUGAUCCUGUUGGGCUUGAAGUUAACUGGCUCCAUUCCAUUCAAGGAAGUCUUCUGUCACUCUUUAGUUCGUGAUGCUCAAGGCCGUAAGAUGUCAAAGUCUCUAGGUAACGUUGUCGACCCAUUGGAUGUUAUUACCGGUAUUAAGUUGGAAGACUUGCAUGCUAAACUAUUACAAGGUAACUUAGAUCCUAGAGAGGUCGAAAAAGCUAAAAUCGGUCAAAAGGAAUCCUACCCUAACGGUAUUCCUCAAUGUGGUACAGAUGCUAUGAGAUUUGCCUUAUGUGCUUAUACCACUGGUGGUCGUGAUAUUAACCUGGAUAUCUUGCGUGUUGAAGGUUACAGAAAGUUCUGUAACAAGAUUUAUCAAGCUACCAAGUUUGGUUUAAUGAGAUUGGGUGACGACUACCAACCACCUGCUAACGAAGGUUUAUCAGGUAAUGAAUCCUUAGUUGAAAAGUGGAUCUUGCAUAAAUUGACUGAAACCUCUAAGGUUGUUAAUGAAGCAUUGGACAGGCGUGACUUUUUAACAUCCACCAGCAUCAUCUAUGAAUUUUGGUAUUUGAUUUGUGAUGUCUACAUCGAAAAUUCCAAGUACUUGAUUCAAGAAGGUUCUGCUGUUGAACAAAAAUCAGCAAAAGAUACUUUAUACAUCUUACUAGACAAUGCUUUGAAGCUGAUUCAUCCAUUCAUGCCAUUCAUUUCUGAGGAAAUGUGGCAAAGAAUUCCAAAGCGUUCCACCGAAAAAGCUGCCACAAUUGUUAAGGCUGCUUAUCCAGUAUAUGAAUCCAAAUACGAUGACGUUAAAUCUGCCGAUGCCUACGAAUUGGUCUUGAACAUCACCAAGGAAGCCCGUUCUUUAUUAUCUGAAUACAAUAUAUUGAAAAACGGUAAGGUUUUUGUUGAAUCUAAUCUUAAGGAAUACUUUGAAACUGCCAAUGCUCAAAAGGAUUCCAUCGUUUCUUUAAUUAAGGCCAUUGAUGAAGUUACCGUUGUCCAUGAGUCUUCUGAAAUUCCAGAAGGUUGUGUGUUGAAAUCUGUUAAUCCAGAAGUUAAUGUACAUCUUUUGGUCAAGGGUCACGUUGACAUUGAUGCUGAAAUCACUAAGGUUCAAAAGAAACUAGAAAAAGCCAACAAGUCCAAGAGCAAUAUUGAGCAAACUAUUGACAGUAAGGAUUAUGAGUCGAAGGCUAAUGAACAAGCUAAAGAGGCUAACAAGACCAAAUUGGAUAACACAGUUGCCGAAAUCGAAGGUUUGGAAGCCACUAUUACAAACUUGAAGCGUUUGAAAUUGUAG
This is a messenger RNA of Saccharomyces eubayanus, 3315 nucleotides long. RefSeq names its product valine--tRNA ligase (gene VAS1). Gene Ontology annotation, biological process: valyl-tRNA aminoacylation. Gene Ontology annotation, molecular function: aminoacyl-tRNA deacylase activity; valine-tRNA ligase activity; ATP binding. Bases 1 to 3315 code for a protein of 1104 amino acids. The transcript has a single exon. Gene Ontology annotation, cellular component: cytosol. The record is from RefSeq and is a predicted model, not a curated record. NCBI's taxonomy places the organism in Eukaryota, Fungi, Ascomycota, Saccharomycetes, Saccharomycetales, Saccharomycetaceae.